Molecule: messenger RNA, 2231 nt
Organism: Chaetomium fimeti
Lineage: Eukaryota; Fungi; Ascomycota; Sordariomycetes; Sordariales; Chaetomiaceae
Exons: 1
Coding region: 25-2046 (673 amino acids)
Biological process (GO): tRNA-type intron splice site recognition and cleavage; tRNA splicing, via endonucleolytic cleavage and ligation
Cellular component (GO): tRNA-intron endonuclease complex
Molecular function (GO): nucleic acid binding; tRNA-intron lyase activity
Source: RefSeq, a predicted model, not a curated record
AGGCCGACAUGAAUCACAAAAGCUAUGGCUGAAACCUCGACAGUCACCACCACUCCCGCCGGCAAUGAUGCCACAGUCAUUAAAACGGGUCCACCUAGCGGCGCCGCGGGUACUGGCGCGCCUGCAGAGCGGGCAUCCCCUCCUCGGCCACCAGUGAACCAGAUCUACGCUCUGCCGGCCCCGAUCCGGACCUUUCCUCUCCCUACCUUCUAUCCGAAUAAUCCAGUUUCACUCCUACACCUCAUUUAUGCUUGGUUGAGCCAAGUCUUCCGAGCCCCACCACAAGAGCCGUCUGUGGUGCAUACAGGAGUCUGGGACCCCGAAACGCGCUCGGUACAUAUUCUAGACGAAUCUUCCGUCCGUGCUCUCUGGGAGCAAGGCUUCUACGGGAAAGGAAGCCUGAGUCGAAGUGAGCCGAACUGGUUGAAGCGGGAGCUGGCACGACGGGGCUCGCCGGAAGGCAAGACCGUCAGUGAGGCGCGCACCGAGCUGCGGCGAGAAGAGCGUCGCCUUGCCAAGUGGGAGAGAGCGAAAGCUGAGCUGGAAGCGCUCGAGAAGCAGAGGCUCGCCGAGACCCUCGCCCGUACUGCAGCGAGCGAAACAACCAGACUCAAUGGGAUCCUCAGCGAACCUGUCAAGGCGGCGGAGGCGUCUGUGCUUCCCAGCUCCGUUCGCCCCACUGCUGUAGAGCCGGAAGAUGCUGAUGAAGAGGCCGCGGUGGAGACUACGCCCGUUGUCGAGAUUUCCCACCAUCCAGAGCCUGCCGGCCGCCAAAUCCGUCAGGAAGCCAAGCCUCCUGUUAGCCCGGCAGAGUUGCUCGCACUUCCAAACUCCUUAGCAGAGCUAAACAACCUGCUGGACACUCGUGGGAAAUUCCACGAUGUGAAAGCGCCAGUUGGUCCGGCGGAACUGCUCCUGCUUCCGAAUUCCCACGCGGAUCUCGUCUUGAGACCCGUCAGUGGACUCGCCAUCUUUGAGAUCGGGCAGACCGCUCCCAGCCAACCGACUGCCCAGGCGACUCACGAGGUUGAUGGCCAUGCGGAGGAAUCCCAUACUCGGCCCAAAACGAAUGGUGGCAUCAACGGGCAUGCGAUCAAGGCAAGUGCCUCGACUGGCAGCAAAGAGUUAGACGGCGUGUCCGGCAGUGGCAUUUGUCCAAAUGGAACUGGUAAAACCCCGAUCACGCCUCUUUCACUGGCCUCGGAUGAUCCUGUUUUGUGCCCCUCGGCUGCCGAGUUGGAAGGCGACCUUUUGCAAAAGCGCGGGAAGAGCGUCCGCUUCUCGCCCAGGGUUGAAUCAACCACCUUCCUGCAUUCGGAUCCGCCAAGCCCUGGCCUCUCUGUCGGCGUCCUACCGAAGAGCGCUGCCCCUGCGCUACCGAAUGGUGGAGCGACCCCCGAGGCCGCCUCCGCUUCCGCUCUCUCUGCGGGCGCCCCUCGUCUGGCUCCGGAUUCUGCGACGGAGAUUGAGAACAAGGAGCACUUUCAGCUCGCUCCCGAGGAAGCCUUUUUCUUGGCGUUCUCACUCGGCGCUCUGAAGGUUGUAGACCCCGUAACCGGUUCUCCAAUCUCUACUGAGCAUCUAUUGCCUCUAUUUCGUUCUCAUUCUUACUUCACCCCUCGCACAUCCCACUCUGGUCUCAGGCCUGACGACCCAUUCCUUAUUAACUACGCUGUGUAUCAUCAUUUCCGAUCGCUGGGCUGGGUUCCGCGUCACGGUAUCAAGUUUGGCGUGGACUGGAUCAUCUACCAACGCGGGCCGGUCUUCGACCAUAGCGAGUUUGGUAUUAUGGUCAUGCCGGCGUUUUCGGAUGCGGCCUGGGAACAACACGAGCAUGAAGAGCCAAAGCGGUCGUGGUCGUGGCUGAUGGGUGUUAACCGGGUACUGUCGCACGUUCUCAAAAGCCUAGUGCUUGUUUAUGUGGAUAUUCCCCCACCGACGGUGUUCGAUGAAGAGAUAAAGCGCGGGGGUAUCGCGGCGGCGCUGAAAAAGUAUACUAUUCGGGAGGUUAUGGUUCGGCGGUUCUCGGCAAACCGCAACCGGUGAUGUACGAGGAACAUGAUGCACGGCUGGCGUUGGGGUUUAUGUUACUGUACAAAUACAAAGCACAUCGCAUAGGGAACGGGGACGGCGUUUAUAUGGCCGAAGCAUUAAUCCAACUUCACGCAAACAAACUCAGUAUUCUGACUUGAGCCUGCCCCACUCCAUUUUGUUUGGAGUGGUUCGGUUCG